This is a messenger RNA of Fonsecaea nubica, 1620 nucleotides long. RefSeq lists its product as hypothetical. The transcript has 3 exons. NCBI's taxonomy places the organism in Eukaryota, Fungi, Ascomycota, Eurotiomycetes, Chaetothyriales, Herpotrichiellaceae. The record is from RefSeq and is a predicted model, not a curated record. The coding region runs from base 1 to 1620 and encodes 539 amino acids.
AUGAACCUGUUCAAAGCGGAUGAUAAUAUCAUUCUGUCCGAACACAUCUCUCCAGCUCCAAUUCGGAGCGAGCAGAAGAACGACAGCAAGGACCAAAUUGCACUUCAGGAUGUCUCUGCUAUUUCAGUCCAUGUCAAAUCCCAUUCAAGCCAUGAGCAUGCGGGUCCUCAUGCAGAGGUCCGUGCCAGACAUCGAUAUACGUUCCGUCGACCCCGGGCUCUUCAGUUCUUGUAUCGAUCCCAGGUCGUCCAUGCCGGGGACGAGCGCGGACUUCCUGAGUCGGUAACCCGGUCGAGCAUAUCCAGCCAUCUGCCCGAAGAUAUCGCCAAGGAGAGGGAAAGACUCGAUCUCUUCAUCGAUCUGAUCUGGGUUGGCAUUAUCAGCAAUCUCUCCGAAGUAUUCUCAUCAUUAGCUUUCAGACCCGAAGAUCCACACCUAGGCAUUGCAUCGCUCGUCUUUAUCUUGGUCUUCAUGCCUUCGUGGCGGAUCUGGGACGCGAUGCGUGAGUUUCUGAACAACUACUACAUGGAUGACAUGAUACAGCGCACUUUUACUCUAUGGGUUCUGUUCCUUUCGGUCUUUUACGGCAAUCAACUGGCAUAUUUGACUGAAGAUAUCGACGAGACCAAGCAAUGGGUCAUCUCGACAUAUCUCGUUAUUUUCGGUGCCUUUGGAAUCAUUGAACUGGUGUAUUCGAUCUUCAUCAAGUGGCUGCGGAAGCUAGUCCUCUUCCAGACCAUCCUUCGACUCCCUUCAAUUGCGCUCUGGGUCGCUGCCAUCAAGAUUCCUGGUGCUCGUGCUAUCGGCCCUGUCGUUGGUGCAACCGUCUGCGAGUACUUUUGUCCCCUUAUCUUAGAUUCACCAAUGACGGAAAAGCUCCUUCCAAUCGAAGUCAAGAAAGCUCUGGACGUACACCACUUUCAAUCGCGCAUGUCCAACUUCUUCAUCAUCAUUCUUGGCGAGGGCGUGCUACAACUUGUCAAGGACGGUCCACUAGGUCUCGGCCUCAACAGGAGCACAGGGGUCAUGAUUUGGGUGCUGUUGAUCUACUCCGAGUUCUCGUUCCUUUACUUCAACCGUGACGGGAGUAGGACGUUCAUACCGGGCGCCACUCACAAGGGACGCAAGAGCUUGUUGUGGGUCUUUUGGCACAUUCCACUCUUCUCCUCGAUCUUGACCUUUGCCUCGGGCGUCAUGUUCAUCGUCCGCCACCAACCCGAUGCACCAUACAACUCACUAGCCGGUCCAUCCGGGGAGCCGAUACCACGAGAGGACCUGCCGCGCUACCUGAAUCGCGCAGUGUGGACCUGUGCGGUCUCGCUGGGGAUCAUCAUGCUCAGCAUGACGAUCUUGGCUCUGCUGGACAAGUCCCUGGACGAACCGGCCACGCUCAAGGUCAACAACCGAUACGUGCGGCUUUCGGGGCGGAUCGUGUACAUCAUUGUGAUCCUGUGCGUGCCCGCCACCUCGCAUAUGGACCCGCGACUCUUUCUCAGCAUCGCCGCAUGUAUGCUCCUCGGCGUGACUGUCUGGGAGUGGAACGUCGGGCUCGACAGGGGAGGGGCGCUGAUUGAGCCUCCGGGCCUCAGCCACAUGAUGAGCCGGGAAUUGAACGCCUAG